Messenger RNA from Musa acuminata subsp. malaccensis (wild Malaysian banana), 1577 nucleotides. RefSeq names its product equilibrative nucleotide transporter 1. NCBI's taxonomy places the organism in Eukaryota, Viridiplantae, Streptophyta, Magnoliopsida, Zingiberales, Musaceae. Gene Ontology annotation, biological process: nucleoside transmembrane transport. Gene Ontology annotation, cellular component: plasma membrane. The record is from RefSeq and is a predicted model, not a curated record. Gene Ontology annotation, molecular function: nucleoside transmembrane transporter activity.
AACGCUCACAACAAUUGGUCGGCAGACAGAGAGAGAGGAUGGGAGGAAGCGGAGAGGACGAGAGGACGGGCCUCCUCGUGUCGGCGGCCGGCGAUGAGGAGUCGCCUUCGAAGGCGGUGGUGGCUGCCCCGAAGGACGUGUUCCACGUAGCGUACGCGGUAUACUUCACGCUGGGGGCGGGGUUCCUCCUUCCGUGGAACGCCUUCAUCACCGCCGUCGACUACUUCAGCUACCUCUACCCGGAUGCCCCCGUCGAUCGUGUCUUCUCCGUCUCAUACAUGCUCACCUGCCUCCUCUUCCUCCUCGUCAUCGUCGGAUGGGCCCACUUGUCCAGCGCCCCCCUCCGCAUCAAUGCCGGCCUCGCCCUCUUUGUCGUCUCCCUCCUCAUCGUCCCCGUCAUGGACGCCGCCUACGUCAGGGGCGUACGGGGCCUCUACGCUUCCUACGACGUCACCGUCGGUGCCGUGGUCCUCUCCGGCAUCGCCGACGCCCUCGUCCAGGGCGGUGUAAUCGGAUCUGCCGGAGAGCUUCCGGAGAGGUACAUGCAGGCGGUGGUCGCCGGCACUGCUGCUUCCGGGGUACUCGUGUCAGCUUUGAGAGUAAUUACCAAAGCCAUUUAUCCACAAGAUGAUAGUGGGUUAAGAAAAAGUGCAAACCUUUACUUCAUCGUCAGCAUUGUGGUGAUGGCCAUCUGUAUUGUUUGCUAUAAUAUAGCAGACAGGCUUCCUGUUGUCCAAUACUACAAAGAUAUCAAAGUACAGGCUAUGAAAGAAGAGAGGAAUGAGAAGGGUCCCAAGAGUGGAUCCGCAUGGAGGUCAACCUUGUGGCACAUCGUGGGACGGAUCAAAUGGUCUGGUUUUGGGAUCUCCCUCAUCUACAUUGUUACACUUUCCAUAUUCCCGGGAUACAUCACCGAGGAUGUUCACUCUGAUGUCCUCAAGGAUUGGUAUCCAAUUAUUCUCAUUGCUGGAUACAAUGUAUUUGAUCUGGUCGGCAAGUCUCUGACCGCAGUCUAUCUUCUUGAGAAUACUAAUGUUGCAGUUGCUUGCUGUGUCGGAAGGCUUCUCUUUUAUCCGCUUUUCCUUGGUUGCUUGCAUGGCCCCAAAUUCUUCCGCACAGAAAUCCCAGUCACAAUUCUGACAUGCCUUUUGGGACUAACAAAUGGGUAUCUUACUUCAGUGCUGAUGAUUCUUGCACCCAAAUCUGUGCCGAUACAGCACUCCGAGACUGCAGGGAUCGUUAUCGUUCUGUUCCUAGUGAUUGGCCUGGCUGCUGGUUCAAUAGUUUCUUGGUUCUGGGUCGUUUAGGUGCAGUUGUACUCGUGUGAAAAAAAUGCCUCAUGUCUGGAGUUGUCAUUACUCAUUUAAGUAUUAAGCUUUGUUGGUUUGUCAAAAAUGUAAAAAUCAUGUUAAUAUUGGCACUUAAUCUCCAGAAUGUAUUGUUGUUUUCAUAUGACAAAAUAGCCAUGGCAGCAAACAUAUUGGUGGGUUUUGGUAAGUAAGCACACAAGGUGGGUUUUGGUCUUGUGUAUUGUAUGUGAAUUUGUGAAGCAUCAAAUGUUUUGGAUGUGUCGGAUA